Molecule: messenger RNA, 1649 nt
Organism: Periophthalmus magnuspinnatus
Lineage: Eukaryota; Metazoa; Chordata; Actinopteri; Gobiiformes; Gobiidae
Gene: enoph1
Product: enolase-phosphatase 1
Exons: 6
Coding region: 415-1194 (259 amino acids)
Molecular function (GO): magnesium ion binding; acireductone synthase activity
Source: RefSeq, a predicted model, not a curated record
ACCACUACAAAUGGCGUGGCCCCUCCUUAGUGCUCUAGCUAAUGAAUAGUGUGGACAUUCGGGUUUUUUUAUAGAUCCAUGGGACAUUCGGACACGUUGCUUUUUUUUCUGAAUGUCUCUCUUUUUUGUGUGCUGUAUCUUUAGCGCCACCUACUGAUUUGGGUACGUCAAAAACGAACAUGUGGGCCGUUCUCUGUUGCACAGUGUCAAGUCAAACAGCUGCAAACCGACGCUAGAGUAGCACACAGCUCCUGCCUUCUCCAGUGAAUGUACUUAUGAUAAAUAUUAUAGAUGUCUGCAUUUUGUUGAGGCUUAUUUGAUCGCACCGACGGGUUAACCUUCUUCUACUUUGUUCAACAUACCAGUGUAAAAAUCAUCUAUCAAUGCUAAGCUAGCUGAAGACAGAAGAAAAAAAUGGCUACUGUUUCAAUACCAGUAAAUACUUGUGCACUACUAUUGGAUAUCGAAGGGACGACGACUCCAAUCACGUUUGUAAAGGAUAUACUAUUUCCAUACAUAAAGGAGCACCUAGAAGAUUACCUAUCAGCGCACUGGGAAGAGGAUGAAUGCAAACAAGAUGUCCAUCUUCUUAAAAAACAGAUAGAAGAGGACAUGAAACAAAACCGAUCUUGCCCUGUCCACACUGUGGACCAGACGGUACACACAGAUGAAGAGAAAGCCAUUAGGGAAGUGGUGGAUAAUGUUCUAUGGCAGAUGGCUGCAGACAGGAAGUCUACUGCGCUCAAGCAGCUACAAGGACACAUGUGGCGGGCUGCCUACACAUCUGGGAAAAUUAAGGGCCAGGUAUAUGAAGAUGUAAUUCCAGCAAUCAGAAGAUGGCGGGCAAGUGGCCUAAAAGUUUACAUUUAUUCCUCUGGGAGUGUGGAGGCGCAGAAACUUUUAUUUGAAUACUCUGUCGAAGGAGAUGUUUUAGAUUUAUUUGAUGGUCACUUUGACACAAAUAUUGGUGCCAAGGUAGACAGUAAAAGUUAUAAAAAUAUAGCAGAAAGAAUUGGCUGUGGACCAAAUGAAAUCACUUUUUUGACAGAUGUUACUCGUGAGGCAAAAGCAGCAGAAGAUGCUGGAGUAAAUGUGGUAGUGGUUGUUAGGCCUGGCAACAUGGAGCUAACAAAUGAAGAGAGAGACCAUUAUAACCUCAUAACUACAUUUAACCAGCUUGAAGUGUCGGGAUAACAUAUCUAUGGACAGUUGAAACAAAGACGUAACUCAGUUAAAAUACUGUACUUGUUUUGUCCUCCUUGUCCCCUAAAGUCCAAUUAUAAAUUCAGCUUAUAUUGACCCUCAAAAUCAUGGCUCACUAAAAGAACAUUUAACAAAAUGCUUCCAGAGUGCAAAAACAAAUGAGCUACAUGUUUGAAAGAAAAUAAAGCAUAGUUGACUUUUAACCUUUUAGUUAACAUUCAUAGUCCAAAAUUUUGAUUGUAGGAAUGUCUUGUAAUCAAUGUGUCAAGGGAGAUGUAUAGUGGAUAAACUUAUGUGAAAAAAGACCUGCUUAAGUUGGUGUGCAACAAAAGGUGCUUUCAACUUGUGUGAGCCAUUAUAAUUUUGUAGGGAUGAAAAGACUUAAGAGUGAUAAUUGAUGUAUAUUGCAUAAAGCAAACCAUGGAGAGUAAAAAAAUAAAAAAUAA